Messenger RNA from Indicator indicator, 1203 nucleotides. It is a transcript of the gene SERPINE3, whose product is annotated as serpin family E member 3. Gene Ontology annotation, biological process: negative regulation of endopeptidase activity. The transcript is spliced from 8 exons. Gene Ontology annotation, molecular function: serine-type endopeptidase inhibitor activity. The coding region runs from base 1 to 1203 and encodes 400 amino acids. Lineage: Eukaryota; Metazoa; Chordata; Aves; Piciformes; Indicatoridae. The record is from RefSeq and is a predicted model, not a curated record.
AUGUUGCCCAUUUUCUUCUCCGCGUUAAUCCUAUCUGCUUGCUGUUUAACCAAAGGAAACUGCAUCUCCUAUGAUGAGCUGAAAGAGCUGAAGACUGAAUUUGCCAUCACCCUCUACCAGCGUUUAUCUGAAGCAGAGAACAGAACCAAUCUGGUAGUCUCUCCAGCAAGUGUGGCUAUUUCUUUGGAGCUGCUGCAGUUCGGAGCUCAAGGAAAUACCUUUACGGAGUUGCAGAAUGCCUUAGGAUACAACAUUCAUGAUCAAAGCGUGCAGGAGUUCUUGCACUCGGUGUACAGAGGAGUGACUGAUUCCAGCCAAGGCACAGCGGUUCAGCUGGCAUGCUCCUUCCUCAUGGAGGCUGGUGUGCAGCUCUCACCCACCUUCACUGCAAAUGCUGCACGCUGGGCCAACAGCAGCCUGCAGCAAACCAACUUCACCGACCCCAACAGAACUGCAGCUCAGAUGCAGGAAUGGCUCACUGAUAACCUUGGAGAUGGGGAUGUGCAUGGCAUGCUGUUGGAGAGCGCUGGGUCACCGCUUCGCCAGGUUGCCUUGGUGAGCACCAUGUACUUCAAAAGCACGUGGCAAAAGAAGUUUUCCUUUGUGGACACCCAGAUGCUGCCUUUCACCACAGCAGAGGGCUCAACCCUGAAAGUGCCCACAAUGCAUCACACAGUUGAAGUUAACUAUGGCCAGUUUCAGACUACAGCUCUCGAGAAUUUCAGUGUGGUCGAGUUACCCUACCUGGGAGAGAAACUCAGCAUGUUCCUAGUGCUUCCCAGCCACAAAAGAACAUCUUUAUCCCAGAUUGAGUCUCACCUUUCUGCCAAAACCAUAACCCUCUGGGCCAACAACUUAAAGAGAAUGAAGAUGGACAUUUUUCUUCCCAGGUUCAGUGUUCACAGCCUUUUUGACCUGAAGACAGUUUUUGCUGCCUUGGGAAUUAGAGAUGCAUUUGAUCCCAUCACUGCUAAUUUUAGAGGCAUUUCAGAGCAAGAUAGUCUUUAUAUUUCAGAAGCUAUUCACAAAGCAGAGAUUGAAAUAACAGAAGAUGGUACAAAGGCUUCAGGAGCUACCGCAAUGGUAUUGCUGAAAAGAUCUCGAACACCUAUUUUCAAAGCAGACAGACCCUUCACAUUCUUCCUGAGACAAGCUAAUACAGGUUCAGUGCUCUUUAUAGGAAGAGUUACAAAUCCUUCAUAA